ACGAAACAACCUGUUUUGAACGCGUGCAAAGAAUCCGUCUGGAUUGGCUUCGUUCGACCGGCACGAAGCGACGGAAGGCGACGGAAGAGAGACCGGUUCGACAUACACUAAAUCAUCCUACUCAGUAUUAACUCAGCCUGCAGACCGCCAACACACUCUUUUGGAAUCUUCAUCUCUCCUGAGGACCCUUCCGUGAAAGAUAUCAGUGAUAAACGAUGAACGCAUCUACGAUGCUCCGAUCCAUCUUCCGCGAAAUACCGCAAAGGCUGAUGCGAGCGCAGAAAGUGCAUCUAUGCGCAUCAAGUCUCAGUCACAAUCCAGGUCCUUUGACGCAAUUUACAGAUGACGAGAUAAUGAUGAAAGAAACUGUGGCUAAACUGGCCAAGGAAGAGAUCGCUCCAUUCGUACGAAAAAUGGAAAAGGAAGGCAAAGUGGACGACGGUGUUUUGAAGAAGCUGUUCGAGAAUGGCCUAAUGGGCCUCGAAAUCCCAUCAGAUUAUGGGGGCGCAGGGUGUAAUUUUAUGAGUACUAUUUUAACUGUCGAGGAAGUGGCGAAAGUCGACGGAGCCGUAGCUGCUCUCGUUGAUAUCCAUAAUACUUUGGUCAACUCGCUUAUCAUUAAAGUUGCAUCAGAAGAACAGAAGAAAAAAUAUCUGCCUAAAUUAGCACAAACCUACGCCGGUAGCUUUUGCUUGACGGAACCCGGUUCUGGAUCAGAUGCGUUUUCUCUUAAAACCGAAGCGAAGAAGGAUGGCUCAGAUUAUGUGAUCAACGGAACGAAGAUGUGGAUCUCGAAUUCGGAUAUAGCAGGAGUUUUCUUAGUUUUUGCCAACGCAAAUCCUUCUGCGGGAUAUCGCGGCAUCACGACUUUCUUCGUGGAGCGCGAUACGCCUGGUUUGGCGAUACAAAAACCCGAGGACAAACUAGGCAUCAAGGCAUCUGGAACUUGCAUGAUCCAUUUUGAUAACGUCAGGGUGCCCGAGAGUAACAUUUUGGGUGAAUUUGGACAUGGAUACAAAUACGCUGCUGGAUUCCUAAACGAAGGCAGAGUCGGGAUAGGAGCUCAAAUGAUCGGUAUAGCACAAGGUUGUUUAGACGCAACUAUACCAUAUACGUUGGAAAGGAAGCAAUUUGGAAAGGAUGUGUUCUCAUUCCAGGCAAUGCAACAUCAAAUAGCUCAAGCGGUAACUGAUUUAGAAUGCGCUAGGUUGCUGGUGUACAAUGCGGCUAGAUUAGUAGACGCUAAAAAGGAUGUGAUAAAAGAAGCAGCUAUGGCAAAAUUAGUUGCAUCCGAAACUGCGUUACGUGUCACCGCCAAGUGCAUAGACUUUAUGGGAGGCGUCGGUUUUACGACGGAUUUUCCUCAAGAGAAAUACUUUAGAGACUCGAAAAUUGGAACAAUUUACGAAGGUACAAGUAAUAUGCAAUUAUCAACGAUCGCAAAAUGUAUACGCAAGGAAUAUUCCUAAGUUAGUACAUUACUAUUUUUAUAUUACUUUUUUUAUUGACAUGUAUGUUUAGUUUAUAAAAUUUAUAAAUAAUUUUUACGAUAAAGCACAUGUACUAUUUUUAUGUUAUUAUUGAUAUUAUUUUCCUUGUUUUAAAAAUAUAUUUUUAUACUUUUAUAUUGUAAUCCAAUCAUUGAAUAUACAAGAGAUUUUUAAGAAGAAACUUCCAUUCUUCGAUGUAGAUCCUACAUACUACAAUAUGUGUAAAUAAGUCAAAAUGUAUGAAGAUGUGCUAAAAUAAACUUAAAUUGUUUAU
This is a messenger RNA of Pogonomyrmex barbatus (red harvester ant), 1764 nucleotides long. RefSeq names its product short/branched chain specific acyl-CoA dehydrogenase, mitochondrial. NCBI's taxonomy places the organism in Eukaryota, Metazoa, Arthropoda, Insecta, Hymenoptera, Formicidae. Gene Ontology annotation, molecular function: flavin adenine dinucleotide binding; acyl-CoA dehydrogenase activity. The record is from RefSeq and is a predicted model, not a curated record. Gene Ontology annotation, cellular component: mitochondrion.